GUGAAAUCAACGUCGUUUUUCUUUACCACCCCUCUAUGUGGGGGGCCGGCGUUAAAAACACCGCCUCCACUUGUUUUACCGCAAUCCAAAAUAAACAUCUAGUGCGGUCAGGAUGUAAAGCGGUGUUUUCAGGGUCAAAGGGUUGCUUCUAAAAUGUGUGAAAUUAAAAAUCUCGACCGAUUGUGUCGGAUUUGCACAGAAGAGGGCGAAGGAACCAGUAUAUUCGGUGAAGAAGGAAAACGUAAUAAAUUAGAAGCGAAGAUUAAGAGCUACUUGCACAUAGAGGUUUCAAAAGAAGACCAUCUACCCAAAAUAGUUUGUUCAAACUGUACAGUCAAACUCGAUGGACACCACCAGUUUGCAUUGAUGGCUUUGAAAAUGCAAGAAAAACUGCUCGGUUUAGUAGGAAACCAGAAUAAUGAGGCUUCCUCAAGCAAUGGACAAAUAAAUGGUGAAAAUGAUGAUGAAAUAGAAGAUGAAGAAGGUGACUAUGAUGAAGAGGAUGAUGAUGGUGAAGAUGAGGAAGAAGAGGAUGAAGAAGGAAAUGAGGAAGAUGAAGAAGAAAAAGAUGGAACAGAUUAUUCAGGAAGUUUACUGCAUUCAAUUCUUACUCACGGCCGUCAGCAAAUGAACCGUGAAGGCAGUUCUUCAGGAGCAGAAGUGACAGAAGUGGAAGUCAGAAUCGACCCUAUGUUGUUCCUCUCAGGCCAGGAUGACAACAGUGAAGACAUGGACGACAGUGAACCACCACAAUCCUCCAAGGAUCAGGUGAAUGGUUCUGGAGAUACAAAGGAAGCCAAACCCUACCAGUGCACUGUUUGUCCUAGAGGCUUCAACUCGGAGAUUAGUCUGCAGAACCACCUGUGGAGCCAUCUGUCGCGCAAGGUCUUGUCAGACACAGACCUUAACUCCAGGCUGAGGAGCCACAAGAAGGGAUCAGUGUUCUCGUCAAAUGGUGUGCUGCACACUAUCCGGGACCUGCCUCUGACUCACCCCUACUUGUGCCCCAUCUGUGGCCGCCAGAUCUCCACCAAGGGCAAUCUCAAGGUGCAUCUGGAAACUCAUCGACCCAAAGGGAAGUACGACUGCGACAUCUGUGGUAGAAUAUUUAAAACUCAGUCGAAUCUGUAUCGCCACAAGGAGUACCACGGUGGCGUGCAGUUCACGUGUGAGGUGUGUGCUCGUGUAUACCCCACCAAGAGUACACUGCGUGCUCACAGCAUCACACACAGUGACCUGCGGCCCCACCAGUGUCCUUUGUGCGACAAGACCUUCAAGCGCAACCAGGAUCUCAAGUUCCACAUCAAUCAGCACACAGGUGCCCGGCCGUACAAGUGUCCCUUCUGUCCCAAGGCGUUCGCUAGCUCGGGGAACUGCUUCUCCCACCGCAAGCGAAUGCAUCCUAGCGAGCUGGAGAAGUACAAAGAGAUGACCAAUGGUUAUGUCCAGUAACUGUGAUACCACUAUACUCCCAUCACAUUUUUUUACUCCCCUAGUGUUCGUCUUGUUUCUUGAAUAAUUAACUAUUCACAUGUUACUGAAUGUUCAAAUAAUGGAAACAUUUUGUUAAACACUACACUAUGUGGGUUGACAGUUUCAACCUUAAGUAAUACACAGAGUUUUAAUGAAACCGAUAUUCCUUUUUGUCGUAAAAGGUAUUCCAGAACCUAACCUGUAAACAUUUACAGCCCUUGAAUUUAGUAACCAAGUCUCUGCAUUGUUCAAGAUUCACAGUAGCUGAUACAGUAUUACUAGUACAUCGGUGAUGUUCACUAGUACAUCAGUGAUGUUUGAAAUGAGGUCCUAGAGACAGAGAUGUGUAUAGUGGCGAUGGAACCUGUCAUUAUCACACUUUAUAUUAAACUAUGUAGGAGCAGAACACUUGUGGUUUUGACACAGUCUAAUAAUGAGAUAUUAACAAACUCUUUACAUGCUUAUUUCCGUUACAGUCCAUAUUUACAUUUUUUACAAUUCUAUUGUUGCAAUAAAAAUAUUGCAAGUAUUACACGCGAGGGCAUUUUUUACAAUAAUGUGAUAAAGAUUUAGUAAUCGUUACAACCGUUGUUAUGAAAUAGAUUGUUGAAUGUUUUAGUUGACAAAUCCUCAUAUAUAUUUGCUCACUCACAACAGAUAACCAUGACACUUAGCCUUUGUUAUACCCGUAAUCAGCUAGCGACAACAAAACAGUAUUAUUGUGAUGAUAGUCAAGUGUUUCUAUAAGACUUAUAACAAUUUUAAAUGUAAAAUAUUUGAAGACAACAAAAUAUGGAACAGUUUCUUAACCUUGUAGUUGUAAAUUUAGUUGAUAUUAAUUAACGUAUUUUAACUAGUGUAGGUUUGUUUUUGUGUAUUUUACACUGUUUUGUUGGUAACUCAGGUAUAUAUUUUAUUUGUGUUUUUGUACUAUGGAUAGCGUAUCAGAGCGCUUGUGUAGUUUAUUUAGACAUCUAUUUAUCUGUAACUUUUCUAGUCUGCCAUUUAUUUAUACGAUUAUGAUUUGGUUAUUUUUAUAUUAUAUAUAAUUGGUGUUUAAGUUGUAAAAAACAGUGAUUCCCUGUGCCAUCAUAAGUGUUUUUAGUUUAUUUUUAUAUUUUAGUUUAUAUUUCUAUUUAUGACAGCCUUGAAAGCAAUGUAUAGUAUUUGGAAUGCCCCAUGUGGGAUGUUUGAAUUUCAUGUGCCAAUAUUGAAAUCUCAUGAAUUUAUAAUAAUUACAGUUAUUUCCUUUUAAAGCAAUAUUAUUUAUAUUUUGUUGAUUAUUUAAAUAUUACAAGUCAGGCCUACUGUCCUGAAGGGGACAGUAAGAACGAGACACUCACCGUACUUAAUUUGAGUUUAACUAUGUUAUUGCGUUAUAAUUAUUACAUUUAUUGUUAAUAGUUUUUCUUCUAAUCUUUUUUUUAAACAUCAUAAUCAAUUGUAACAAGACUUGUCUAUUAAUUUCUAAUUGUAAUUUAAUACCUGAAAAAUCAAAUCAUCUAGUUUUAGUUAUAUAAUAAAUGAGAAAUGUGGUAUGUAAUUAAUGUUUUAUUGAACAUAUAGUAUCAAUCUUUUUGUACUUAAAGUGCAGCUCCUUUGUAAAAGAAAAAAAUCAGCUCCUUAAUGUAUUUGUUUGUGAUAGUUUAACAAAUUGGAGAUUUAAAUUGGUACAUACCAACUAAAUUGGAGAUUACUAUUACAUUUCGUUACAUAAAAUCUUUGAUCUUUCUAUAAAAUAAAAUUGUAUGAAUAUAAAUAACUAGAGGCUGGAAUUCUGAUUUUUAUUUUAAAAUUGUAGUUUAGAUCGCUAUGAAGUCAUGGCAUUUGAAGUAACUAUGAAGUGGUGUUAGUCACCAUAGCAUUGAUGUCCGCAUUGAACAUAUUAUUACGGCAUAUAAUUUAAGAUUGUUAAUAUCAUUACCAGUUAUCUAAUACAGUACAUUAUUACAUUUUAUAUGUAGGCCAGUCGUAAGUCUUGUUAGAAUUGUAUUAUAAAUAAUUUUUAAAAUGUAAGAGUUUUGUAAAACCUUACUUUGCCACAUUUACUUUGGACUUUGUUAUAUUUGUUGUAAACUCAAAGUAAUGUCUGUAACAUCAAUAUGUUUUGUUAUUGUUAUUAUUUAUUAUAAUUUACUCAAGUGUGUGUUAAGUUGAGAUACACUGUCCUGAUUCUCGAUUUCAUUGUUCUUUUUACUAGAUUCCGAUUCUGGUACUUAUGCUUCUGUUCAAAUAUAUUGAUAACCAUUGGUUGUUAUUUUCAUUCUCUGUCUUAUAUGUUGAUGACUGGAAAUUUUUUAAUCUGAAAAAUGGUAACAAUCAGACCUGCUUAUCAAUUUUCUGCUUUGUAUUCUUGAUGGAAGUGAGUAGGUUUUAACGGAAAAGACAUUUUUCAAACAUUUAUCAAUUUUUAGGAUCGGUACUUUAAUAAAUAUGUGACUAUAUGGUAUCAAUGAAUUAACCUGUCCUAUUAAUAUGGCCAUUUUGAAGAGAAAAGAAUUACUGUGAUACAUUUUUUGUAAGAUUUGGUAAUAUUGAUUAACACAGUAAUUUCCCAAUAAUUGAACUAAGUUUGAUCAGGAUCUUUAUGAUUAUUUAAAUAGAAUUUUGUGAAAGAUAAGGCGCUAUGAUAGAUGUUCAACUAACAUGAAAAUGUUAUGUAAAACCCAUAUACCGCAGUGUAACAUGGAAAGAACUAAAUUACAACGGAAAAUGCAAACCAGCACAGCUUAAGGUGUCUAAGGUGUCAACAAAGAUGUUACGAACUGUUCUGUAAAAUGUGUAAUUCAACUUGGUACAACCAACCACUCUAUGAAUAAACAAGGAAAUUGAUUUGUUACAGUCACGUUAAAAAAAGACAAUAAAUGCGUAAUUUGUGUAAUUUUUAAAAAUUUUGCCUUUUUUGUAUUAGUUUUUAAAUAGCGUUAGGUAUUUGACACAAGCAAAACUCCAACAAAACACGAAUAAUUAUCAGCCGGGAUCAAAGAACCAACUAAUAACCUGUGUUGGCUGCAGAUUAUUUCUCUAGAAUUGAUAAAAUUAGUACCUUCACUGUGACUGUACUGAAUGAUGUCGACUACUCUCUAUCUUCUGUCUGUGCUGCAGUCAAUGUGUAAUAAAUCAAUUUGAAAAAAAUUAAUAAAUCUCUAAUUUUGUGAUGUGGCUACAUAAUAAAUAGCAAAUAAUGUAAAACAAAUCAUAAAUUUGAAAAUCCAUUUAAAAUUCAAAUUAAAAACGUUUAUUAAACAAAAAAUUUUGAACAAUUGAAAAGAAUUAGAAUCGAGAAUCUAGUAUAAAGAUAUGGAACCGGAACAGAAAUUUGUAAUGACUCAUACCUAUUAUUAUUAAUUAAAAUAGUUCUAUUUUAGUUUAAAGUUAUUGUUAUUUAGUAAUGUGAAAACAUGUUGAAAAUAUUCAUGGCCAAGUGCAACAAUGUCAAAGUCUUAGUGAGAUAAAUUUAUUUAUAAAAAUCCUUUAAUUAAUUCUUGAAUAAUUAUAUUGGAAAUAUUUUGAAAGCAAUUUUGUAUGAUUAUUUGUAUGUAUACGUUUUUAAGAGGUAGGGUAUUUAAUGGUUGAUUCACUAUAUUUAUGAUGGCAGAAACUUUUACAAUCAUGGCGUGACAGUGAGUCACAGAUCCACAGGGAUACAUAAGUCUGAACGUUUAGUCUGUACCUAGUCGUAGAGCGUGUGGUAACUCCCUGUAGCUGUAGUGUACACUAGCAUAACAAAGCAUUAUUACCGAUAGGAUUGAUCUUGAGUAUUUUUAUGGGAAAUACGUAAAAUGGUUAAAUCGGCUUAAUUUUCUAGUCAGUCACCGUUCUAGUCUUUCAAGAUCUUUUGUUGUUUGUAGUAACUGGAAUUAUUUAUAACUGUUAUAUCGGAAGUAAUCUUCUGAGCACUGUUUUCCCAGACAACAUCGCCAAAUUUGUUAUUCCACGAAAUGCAUUGUAACAAAUUAUAGUGUUAGUUGCAUUAGUAAACAGAUGUGCAUUUUGUGGGUUGACAAACUACUUUACCUUUCCGAUUUAUUUGGAAAAUAAGAGUGGAGUAUUGUAAUAUGGUAGCAAUUAGAAUUCUCAGAAAAAUAAAUUUGGAAAGGGCUUUUAAUUAAGGAAUUAUCUUUACCAAUCAUAUUUUAUGUUCACCUGUUUUGUUUGCUUUAUGCCAAAGCAAGAAAUAGCCAGAAAGGGUUGGUGUCAGUGGAAGCUGAUGUUAGAGCUAUGACUGAAUCUUUCUAUGAUGGUUUUAGCCACUGUUAAUUCAUCAUUAUUUUACUACCAUUUUCAAAAAGUCUCAUAGAAUACUGACAUGAUUUUUCCAUUAGAUUUGUACAACAAGGAGUCUCAUAGAGUUGUCAGCAAGAAAAAUUAUUAUUUUUAUUUACUUUGUGUACUAUUUAUAGUAUAUCAAAUUGUUAUGAAAAGAACAUAAUAUUUUCAGUAUUUAAUUAGCAAUAAACUAAGAGCAAUUUGUUUAAAAUAAUUAAUUUUUAAUUUAAUUAUUAAUUUUUUUAGUACAUUUAAUUUACAAUUUUAACAACAAUAACUUGUAAAGUUACAUUUCAAGGUAAAAAUUGCAGUAAUUCAAAAGCUUAUUGUUUGUUUACCUAUAUUGUUCAAUACUACAAUAUUGUAAACAUUUUUAAGUUAUUAUUAUAUUAUUUUCUAUUCAGGAAAACUAAUUAAAAUCAAAAUAUAAAUAAAACUAACUAUAACUAAUAAAUGUAAUGAUUCCAAGAUUUGUUCAAUUUAAAUGUCUGUGUUACAAAUGAAAUAACAGUUACGUAUUCUAUUUAUUAAAAAAAAUAUUUAUUAUGAACUUCUACGAAAUCUAACAUAAUAAGAAAAAGAACAAAUAACAAAAAGUUAAAUCUUUUUCUGACUUGCAGGUAAAAAUUUGAUGAGGAUAUAAAUUUUUAGAGUUUUUAAUAACAUCCAUCCUGGUGAAUAUAUUAAGAUGUAAUUACAUUAAAGUAGUAUUUUAAAGCUACUUUAGACAGGUGUCACAACAAACUUUGCUUUUGCUUUUCUUCUCUCCAAUUAUUAAACACAGAUACAAGUAACACCAUACACGUUGAACCGACCUCGUAAAAGGAAAAAUGUACAUUUCAGCAAACUGACAUUAGAUCUUUUCUUGGCUAUUGAUUUAUUGUUUUCUCAAAAACCAGCAUAAUUAUUACGGUUAGUCUGAAAUUAUUUUGAUCUGAGCAAGUUUUAUUAAAAAUUAGUUUUGCUUAGACAGCCAUAUGAAGAAAAAUUGUAUUCAAAUAUAUUAUUUUGUAAUUAAAUAAGUAUUGCAUUUCUUUAUAGAAGGCUCAAGAUUUGACACGAUAAGAACAUGUCGAUGUGCACUGAUUUGUAAUACAAACCAGGGAGAGAUUAAUUUUUGUAUUUAUAAUCGGUGCCUUAGAAUUUAUCUUUGCUUGAGGAACAGUGUUCAGAAGGUAACAGCUUUUUACAAUGUUGUUUAUUUUACAUCACAUGUGUUAUAUUUAAGGCCUUCAAGACGUGCCUGCACGAGCCAAUCACAUACAGUUGUGUAAUAGUAGCCGAGAAACUGGGUUUCAUUUCACAGUCGCCUUACAGUUUUGUUACAGAUAUACCAUUGUACAUAUAUUGUAUUGUAUUGUACUGCCACACUGAGCUCCAGUGUGAAGAUAUAUUUAUUAUAGCAACAGCACUUUUAUAGCGAGUAUUUGUGUGUAUUUUUAGACAGUAUCAGUUCAAGUGCCAUCCGUUAGUAGAAGUCAGAAUGUGCAGACACAUUUUUGUGCAUUUAUUAUUUGAGAAGUUUUCAUGUGCUAUUUAGUACUAAUUUUCAUACUAUGUACACGUGAAGGCAGUUCUCUUUGUAAAUACAAAUAUGUCUUCGCUACUAAGUCAAAAUUGUUUCUAAACACUCAUGAAAUUUCAUAAACCUCAAAACAAUUAAACAACAGAUUAAAAAACUAUCUGUCUUUGCAUUUUUUUUUCUUCAUUAAAACAAAUAAUGAUCUUACAUUUACCUAAACACAAACGCCAACCAUUUUUAUUAGAGAGUUGUUAAGUUAAUUUACGCAAUAUAAACUGUAACAAAAUGUUAAAUGUGCCAGUAGAACAUGCGUGUGAUAGUGUAAGUGAAUAUCUAACACCAGGGUGAAUUUCUAAAUCAAAUCAAAAAUUAUUCUUUUGUUUGGAUAAUGAACAUGAAUCUAAAACUGUUCCCAAAAUAUUUAUUAAAUGAAAACUUGUCAUCUAUGAAAAUUUUAACAACACACAUAAUUGAACUCUGGAUUUAUCGAAAAAGAUAACUGUGAAAACAGAACAUUCUGGGAGUGAAAAUUUAAAACCAGCUAAACAGAUCCAAGAAAGCGAUAAAAUCAAAUAAAUUAUGGGUUGAAUUCCAAUAAAUCGUUAAUUUUUAUUAUAUCAAGAUUUAACCUCAACUGCUAAAAAUAAAAAAAUCCAAAACCAAUCUUUAAAAAAUUUCUUAAGUCCUAAUAUCAAAUUAGAGAAUGAAUGGUGUUAUCUUUUUCCCUUUAAAAGAUUAUACAAUAUUCAAUUCCUUAUUUAAAACCAUUAUAUUAAAUGAUGUCCUUUGUCCAAAAUGUCUUCAAAAAUUCCUUUUUGGGGGAAAUCUAACAAAAAGAAUAGUAGUGAACGUUAUACUCCAAUUUUAUAGGCAAAGAUGAUAUUUAUGAGGUCUGUUAGAAAAAGUACCUGACCUGUUUUUGCAAAAACCGUGAUGGAUAUGAAUCAAGUGGGUGUAUGCGUGAGCUGGCCUUGAACCUUAGUGCACAUGUGCGAAUUUCAUCCAGUCUGUGGGUAGGGUCAGUUUGUAUGAGUUAGUAGUGAGUGAUCUUGUCAUUUUAAUAUUAUUUUAACAGUAAAUUUUUGUACUAUGAAUUUUCCACCAGCUUUCUUAAUCAAAGGUGUUUUAUAGACUAUUUUUACACAUUGAAAACAAUAAAAUUUUUGCUUGCCAGAUAACUUCACCAAUAGUUUAUAAUUAAAUUAGUUAUUUAUAAGAUCACUUGUUCAGACUGAGUCUAAAAGAAUUUACUUUACGGUGUACGGAGUAUUUUCAUUUAAGUUUUAAAACUUCAUUUGUAUUAGGUAGUGUUUUGAAGGAAAAGCUAACUAGUGCCAAUCAAGAAUGGGUCUGUGCGUUCUGUGUACUGUAAUAACAUACAGUAGUGUGUGUGUGCUGUCCACCAGUCAGUGGUAUACAUAUUUAAUAAAGAUAUGUUUUACACA
Molecule: messenger RNA, 8709 nt
Organism: Homalodisca vitripennis (glassy-winged sharpshooter)
Lineage: Eukaryota; Metazoa; Arthropoda; Insecta; Hemiptera; Cicadellidae
Product: zinc finger protein 771-like
Exons: 7
Coding region: 154-1452 (432 amino acids)
Cellular component (GO): nucleus
Molecular function (GO): zinc ion binding
Source: RefSeq, a predicted model, not a curated record